CUAGUUAACAUUACAGAGUCAAACAAACUAAUAAAGCCAAUUCUCACCAUGUGACGGCGAUAAUUCUGUUUCCAUUGCAUAACAAAAACAAUUCAUCCCACCAAAUCAUCAAUUCCCUGUUUCUCAAUUUCACAUAUUUGUCACUUACAAAGGGAUAUUUUUCUCAUUUUUCACCCUUUGGAUCCGUUUAUAUCCAAACAACAGAUAAGCUAAGCUGACGUAGCGCCUGCCAUCACCUUGGAAGGGUAGAAAUCGGCUUCUUCAGAAUUCGGGGGAAAUGGCGAUUUCUGUGGCGGCAUCAACAACUGUUCCUUCUCUGAAUCGAAAAAGCUCAGCUAAACUAUCGGCUUAUUAUUAUUCCUCGAAACUAUCUUUCUCAUCGUCGAUUCAAUUUCAGCCCAUUCGAAUCGUUGAUAGACCAAUUUCCUCUCGCUAUCGUCCUCUUGUAGUUGAAGCAAAGAAGCAAAUAUUUAACUCCUUUGAUGAGUUGUUGUCGAAUUCCGACAAGCCUGUGUUGGUUGACUUCUAUGCAACCUGGUGUGGACCUUGUCAAUUCAUGGUUCCAAUCCUCAAUCAAGUGAGUUCUACCCUGAAAGAUAAGAUUCAGAUUGUGAAGAUUGACACCGAGAAGUACCCUAGCAUUGCUGAUAAAUACAGAAUACAAGCAUUACCGACUUUCAUCAUAUUUAAGGAUGGGAGGCCCUUUGAUCGUUUUGAGGGUGCCUUGAGCGCUGAUCAGCUCAUUCAACGCAUUGAAAAUUCAUUAAGUAUUAAGCAAUAGUCCCGGCCCCUAUUUGAAUCACUACCUUAUCUAUCUCUGCCCCUUUUUUUAAUGUUCGUGUCUGCGUCUCAGUUUUCGACUCUGAUGUAAUGGAACUACUAGAUUGGAUUAUUGAAACUGGUGAUCAACUCACAAGGGAGAUAGACAGAGCUUUCGUGUUCCCAUUUAACUUUUUUGAUACAAAUGACUCUGUAUGUGCCAUUGAAUUUUGCCCCUAUUCAUGGGACUCUGAUAAUAUAAGAGGACACAUUGUAUGCUUUGAA
Messenger RNA from Durio zibethinus, 1044 nucleotides. RefSeq names its product thioredoxin Y2 (gene TY2). Gene Ontology annotation, cellular component: cytoplasm. Gene Ontology annotation, molecular function: protein-disulfide reductase activity. NCBI's taxonomy places the organism in Eukaryota, Viridiplantae, Streptophyta, Magnoliopsida, Malvales, Malvaceae. The record is from RefSeq and is a predicted model, not a curated record.